Messenger RNA from Brassica oleracea var. oleracea, 1108 nucleotides. RefSeq lists its product as uncharacterized. The record is from RefSeq and is a predicted model, not a curated record. Bases 222 to 905 code for a protein of 227 amino acids. The transcript is spliced from 4 exons. Gene Ontology annotation, molecular function: nucleic acid binding; zinc ion binding. NCBI's taxonomy places the organism in Eukaryota, Viridiplantae, Streptophyta, Magnoliopsida, Brassicales, Brassicaceae.
GUAAAAGUCCCAUAAUUACUGAGAGAUACGAGGGAUGAACCCUAAUUUUCGAAAGAGUGAGAUUUUGGGUAUCGUUUGAUUCUUGUGAGAAUUCAAGAGAGGCUGAGUUCGUGAGUUUGAGACUGGUGAGAGAGUUGAAAUCGAGAAGCUGAGUUCCUGUAUUUUUGAAAUCGAAAAGUAAAAGUGAAAGUGAAAGAGUUGAUUUUGGAGUCACGUAGAAGAUGAACAGGAGUAUUCACAUUCGUUUACACGUUGGGGGAUACUGGGCAGCAGAUGGUACAUACAAUGGUGGUGAAACAAGAUGUUGUAGAAUUGAUUUUGAAGACCCAACUCUCAAGAUGCUUGAAAGUAUGAUUGCGAGUGGUGAUUUUCCAGAGAACAUGAAUAGAUUCUCUUAUUUCAGAAAAGAUCAGAGUAAGAAGGAUGUAUGUUCUGAUACAGAUGUGGUGGAGAUGGUGAGCGCCUUUACUGAACUGGAAAGCGUAAAUAUUUUUGCUGUAAGAGCUGAUGAUCCUUAUCUCGAUGAUGUUCUCAUUGGAGGAGACGAAGAGGAAGAAGAACAAAAGAGUGAUGAUGAAUGGACUGACUUUUACAAGGAUGAUUAUGUUGAGAGUGAAGACUCAGAUGAUGAUGAGGACAAAAAAUGUUCUAAUUGUGGAGAACCCAAUCAUAACAAAAGAACAUGCAAGCAACCACCAGUCAAUCUGCCUAAUCCACCCAAACCGUCUUCAGAGUUUCCUUCCUUUCAUGCCAACAUUGUAAUGACAUGUGGUAAUUGUCAUCAAACUGGACACAACAAACGCAAAUGCACGCUGCCUUAUGUGCCCAAGCCACCAAAUAUGCGAUCAGGAAGACCAUCUAAGAAGCAGAAGACAAUCACUCAACUUGGCGAAUCAACCAUCUAAGAAGCAGAAGACCAUCUAAGUCGUCUCAUCUAAGAACUUGCUGUUUUAAAAAAAAAAAAAUUGGAACUCAGCUUUAGAAUCCAUGUUUUGGUGUUUCAGAUUAACUAGGAUUAAGUUCAUUUGAACCAUGUUUUGGUGUUUUGUUAUAACUCAGGUUAUGGUCAUUAGAACCAUUAAAACGAAGUAAACUACGUUUGCUUGUU